Messenger RNA from Rhodamnia argentea, 2285 nucleotides. RefSeq names its product probable indole-3-acetic acid-amido synthetase GH3.6. The transcript is spliced from 3 exons. The record is from RefSeq and is a predicted model, not a curated record. Gene Ontology annotation, cellular component: cytoplasm. Gene Ontology annotation, molecular function: acid-amino acid ligase activity. NCBI's taxonomy places the organism in Eukaryota, Viridiplantae, Streptophyta, Magnoliopsida, Myrtales, Myrtaceae. The coding region runs from base 133 to 1872 and encodes 579 amino acids.
UCAACUUCUGACUUUCAGACAAAACUCACCAGAAAACUCCAAACUCGAAGAUCUUCAGGGGGCCUUUUCCGGCUUGGUAAGUUGCGGCAGCCCCCCUUCCCAAAACCUGCCCCACCGUCUUCACCGGACAAGAUGACGACCGACGGCGAGAUCCUGGAGAAGCUCGAAGGCCUCACCCAGGACGCCGUCCGCCACCAGCUGGAGGCUCUCCGGUCGAUCCUCCAGCGCAACGGCGGCGCGCGUUACCUCCGCCCCUUCCUCGGCGGCCAUACUGCGCCGGUCGACGUGGUGACUUUCCGGCGCGAGGUCCCUCUGUCUAGCUACGACGACUACGCCGACCACAUCAGCCGUAUGGCCGACGGGUUUGUCAACGGUGGCGACCCGAUCCUGUGUCUUGAUCCCCUCGUCUGUUUCUUCUACAGCUCCGGAACGAGUUCCAUGAGGCCAAAGAUGAUUCCUUACUUCGACACGCCUCUGUCAAGAGCGGCUUCAUUCAUAGCUCACCAGGCCGGCGCUGCAGUACUUCGGAGGUUGUUCCCCCCGAGACCAUCAGCAAACAAAAGUCUCUGGUUUGUUUAUGCCGAUAAUGUCAGUCAUACCAAGGGCGGGUUCAAGGUUAUGGCAGCCACGGCAUACCCGCUGCACAAUAACAAAAUGAGCUCAUCGCAGUUUCUGUCUGCUUCCAUUAGUCCACGAGAGGUCAUUCUGGGAUCAGAUGUCGACUGCCAGAUGUAUUGCCACCUUCUGUGUGGCCUUAGACACUUCAAUGUGAUCGACAGUAUCCGAGCACCGUAUGCCAUUGGAUUAGUUAGAGCAUUUUGCCUUCUGGAGGAGAAAUGGGAGGUGCUCUGUGAGGAUAUAGAAAAAGGGUUCCUGAGUUGGGAUACCUCUGACACGGCGAUGAAGGAUUCCAUCAACGAGGCUCUUGGAGGGCCUCACAGCGAUCUGUCUGAAAGAAUUAGGUUGAUCUGCAAAGAGAACUCUUGGGAUGGGAUUCUGAUUAAGCUAUGGCCGAAUCUGAGGUACAUCAAGUGUGUAACGACAGGAAGUAUGAUGCAUUAUUACCCAAAACUCAAGCACUAUGCGGGAAAAGUUCCGAUUUUAGGUGGAGACUACUUCACGUCUGAAUGCACCGUGGGCAUUAACUUGGAGCCGACACAACCUCCAGAAAAGACCCGGUUUAUAGUGCUGCCGACAGGGGCCUAUUUCGAGUUUCUCACCUAUGAUUCCAAUGAAAACAGUGUCACUGACAGGGAAAUCGUGGAUGUCUCGGGUGUUGAGGUUGGGAAGGUUUAUGAAGUAGUCGUGACCACUUACAGGGGAUUUUAUCGGUACCGGUUGGGCGACAUAGUCAGAGUGACUGGGUUCUACAACUCAUCUCCUGAGCUGGAGUUUGUGAUGAGAGCUCCUAGAUCUUCUUCCGAGAUAGUAACUGAGAGGAACUUGAUAUCCGUGGUCGAAAAGUCGCAAUCCCUGCUUGAAGAUGUCUUGGAGGGCGAAAUCACUGAGUACGCUUGCUCCUUGGACUUAAACUUGAGCCCCAAGCAAUUGAAGAUUUAUCUGGAAGUCAAAGGCGUCUCAUUCGAGGACAAAUUGAAGGACAGUAUGACCGGUCUUACAAGGUGCUGUGCAUUGCUGGAGGACAACUUCGGAGGCAUCUACAAGGUGCAGAGAGAAAGAGGCGCACUCCGGCCUCUGCUGGUGUAUAUUGUAACUCCCGGAAGCUUUGAUAGGUUAUUGCAUAUGGCGACCGAGAAGGGAGCUCCCGCUAGUCAGUACAAGCAUCCCAUGAUUAUCCGGAAUCGCGAAAUUUCUGAUUUCCUGGAAGGAGUUGCUCUUGCUACUGUAUGUUCGGAUUCAAAGGAUGCCUGAAAAUCAUCCUAAAUUUGUGUCGAGUCUCAACUUGCCUCUCUGCAUCAUUGCACUUGUCCGGGUAAUUGGCAUGUUUCUGAUGGUGAUCUCACCGGCCCCUCUGUGAUGGAUUUGGGUUGAUUAUAGUCGUUGAUCAUGUGCAUAUCGCAUUACACCUGCAAAAUCAAAAGUUCAUGAUUGUAUAUGACCAGGGAUCGUGGUCGAGCCAAGUCUUUCCCCAUUUCUUGGGGCUCCAUGUCAGGGAUGGUUCUAGACAUAUUUCAGGUGAAUGUGUACUUCAAUUUGGACAUAUGAUACAGAUUUCAUUUCAUGUUUCCUGUUCUAAAUGCGCGACCUUACUGUAAUUACCAAUAAAAUUGUUGCAUAGAAUAUGCAUAACAUUAUAUGAUCAAAGUCUCUAUCUUCUCCGAAAA